CGGGACAUGACUGCCGGUCCGCAGGCGGGGGGCGCGGGCGCCGAGGCCCCGUCGGCAAGGCUGCUGUCGGCGCUCUUCUACGGGACCUGCUCCUUCCUCCUCGUGCUGGUCAACAAGGCGCUGCUGACCACCUACGGGGCCGGGACGUUCGCGGAGCUCUGAAAGCCGCAUCCCGCACGCUGCCUCGCCCCGGGGGCUGCGGGGCCCGCGCAGUGUGAGCAAGGGCUCGGGCUCAGGUGAGCAAGACUUCCUGCACAUCCAGACGUUCAGCUAUCAUGAGUCCUGAGCAGAGCUUAACUGCAGAUUAAACAUUUGGUAAAACUGCUUUGUAGCUGACCCUGUGAACUUCAUAUUGCUUCACAUCAAGGGUUGCCGCACCAUUAGUCAUGCUGGCUGAAUUUGAAGUCUGAUUAAAGUGAGUUCUUCACUUCAGGCCCAGCAAUGAGUCCUGUUGGGAGAGGUUGGCAUUUUCGUGUGUAUUCACUGUGACUUCCUCCAGUGUUGGUGGAGCGCUGUUUUUUUUUUUUUUAUUUGUGAUAUUCCCCCCUUUUUUAGUAACCUGAGAGAGACUGGGCGAUGAGCCAGCUGGUUUCCCAUCACCAAUUGUUCUUGGAAUUGGACAGAUGGCAGCUACCAUAAUGAUACUGUAUGUGUCCAAGUUAAAUAAGAUAAUUAAUUUCCCUGAUUUUGACAAGAAAAUUCCCAUAAAGCUGUUUCCUCUGCCUCUCCUCUAUGUUGGAAACCACAUAAGUGGAUUAUCAAGCACAAGUAAAUUAAGCUUGCCGAUGUUCACUGUGCUCAGGAAAUUUACCAUUCCACUUACUUUACUCCUGGAAACCAUCAUACUCGGGAAGCAGUUUUCCUCGGACAUCGUCGUCAGCGUCCUCGCCAUCAUCCUGGGGGCUUUCAUAGCAGCUGGUUCUGACCUUGCCUUUAACUUGGAAGGCUAUGUUUUUGUAUUCCUGAAUAAUAUCUUCACAGCAGCGAAUGGCGUUUAUACUAAACAGAAAAUGGACCCAAAGGAGUUAGGGAAAUACGGAGUGCUUUUCUACAAUGCCUGCUUCAUGAUUAUCCCAACUCUCAUCAUUAGCGUCUCCACUGGAGACCUUCAGCAGGCUACUGAAUUCAGCCAAUGGAAGAAUGUUCUGUUUAUCAUACAGUUUCUUCUUUCCUGUUUUUUGGGUACUGGUGCGUGGUCAUGCCUGACUUCUUCCCACCCUGUGCCCGCUUGCCGGGCUGCCCCUCGCCCCAGGUUUCUGCUGAUGUUCUCUGCAGCGUUGUGCAGUUGCUACAACUCAGCCCUGACGACUGCGGUGGUGGGAGCCAUCAAGAAUGUAUCUGUUGCCUACAUUGGGAUGUUAGCUGGUGGAGAUUAUGUUUUCUCUAUGUUAAACUUUGUUGGGUUAAAUAUUUGCAUGGCAGGGGGCUUGAGGUACUCCUUUCUAACGCUGAGCAGCCAGUUAAAAUCUAAGCAACCUGUGGAUGAAGAAAACAUCCCUCCAGAUUUGAAGAGUUAGAAUCUGGGGCCGAAUAGCAGACUGACCUGCAGACGGGUGUCUGGGGGCCAUUCCCAGAUAUGGAAUGUGAAGCCAGAUGUUUUGGUGUGACAUUCACCCCCCACCUCCCCGUUUAAGGAACAGACAGGAAUGCCUGCAAAUUGCCGAGUCCCCACCUCAUAUGCCACUCUGCAAACAGCCUUCGUUGGCGCUGAGAAAUGCGUCUGCAGAGCCUUACCAGCUGAAAGUGAACUUCUUCAGAAUAAACCUUUGGUUAAGUGAUUGUCUCCAAGGGUCUUGCAUGGGUAGAGCGCUGACCUUCUGGUCACCCUUCAACAUGUCUGUGCUGUUGUUUGUGAGGAUCCUUUGUGCUUAACAGGAGGGAAAAGGUUGGUGCUGUGAGGGUUAUUUCUUAUCAGCACCUUGGCCUUAGUGCCAGGUUCCAGCCAAAGCAAAGUGCCAGUGAGAACAAUUUUUCUAGUUUAAACAGACAUAUCUUUAUUUUAAUGAAAUUAGUCAAUUAACUGAAAAUAAAGUUGUUAGUUUUGAUUUGAUCUUAUGUGUUGGUAUCUUUUCCCAAUCAUCAAAAUAAAAUUAAUUUAUAUGCAUGCCUCA
This is a messenger RNA of Manis pentadactyla (Chinese pangolin), 2111 nucleotides long. RefSeq names its product solute carrier family 35 member D2 (gene SLC35D2). Gene Ontology annotation, molecular function: antiporter activity; GDP-fucose transmembrane transporter activity. The record is from RefSeq and is a predicted model, not a curated record. Gene Ontology annotation, cellular component: Golgi apparatus. Lineage: Eukaryota; Metazoa; Chordata; Mammalia; Pholidota; Manidae. The coding region runs from base 624 to 1517 and encodes 297 amino acids. The transcript is spliced from 16 exons.